Molecule: messenger RNA, 1015 nt
Organism: Harpegnathos saltator (Jerdon's jumping ant)
Lineage: Eukaryota; Metazoa; Arthropoda; Insecta; Hymenoptera; Formicidae
Exons: 4
Coding region: 69-488 (139 amino acids)
Source: RefSeq, a predicted model, not a curated record
UACAUACACAACAAUACAUACAAAGACCAACACAGUUAAAGAUUACUUCUGAUGCUGGAUAUAUUCCGAUGUCAGAAUAUAUUGAACCACAGACUCACACAGACUUUACACUACGUACAGAGUACGAUAAAACAUAUUAUGCUAAUGAAUGUUUGCCUCAGUUUCAGAAAAUAGCAUCAACUGCGAAUACCCAGCAAAAUAUAUCUCAGCAACAAGAAGAAUAUAUGUAUGCAGAGGAAGUACCAGUCCAGAAAGAGAAUACAAAGACCAGGAAAAUGGAAGAACGAUUGGCCAAUUUAGAACUAGAGGUGAAGAAAAUGAACGGAACGUUAAUGAAAAUUUUGAAAUGUGCUCAAGACCGUUAUUCUGCAGUGGAGAUACCACAAGGACUACCAAUUUCAACAUUGGAGCAAAUAGAUGCAUUUGAAAAUCAGGAUGAUGAAAGAUAUUCUCAAGUUCAAUAUUUUAGCAGAUUGACGGCAGAAUGAAUCAGAGGUUUACAGCAGAUUGGUGCCAACUGCUUGUCCAUUGUGCCCGCAUUCUGACGGCAGAGUCUGGCAACAUUAUUUGACGGCAGACUGAUGCCAGAAACAAAGCAGAUCCCGACGUACACAAUCUAGUGACAGAUUGACGGCAAAAACGUAUCAGAUCCUGACGUACGCAGUCUGGCGGCAGAUUGACGACAGAAAUACAACAGAUUAUGCAGUGCGCAGUCUGGUACCAGAAUGACGGCAGAAACGUAACAGAUCUUGCUGUUCACAGCCUGACAGCAGACUGGUGACAGAAAUACAACAGAUUCUGCCAUAUUCAUUUUUACAUCCCCCCUCCCCCUUCCCAUUCAGUCAUGCAUAUUACGUGAAAGUAAUUAUUAAAAAACAAUACAAUAUACGAACGUAAUUGUUUUUAUUUAUCACACAAGACAAAACGAGCCAGCCAAUCAGAUUCACAAUGGUGUUUACCGUAAAUAGCGGAACACGAAGGCGACGAUGUUUCUUCUCAUAGCCUCAGGAAGUGA